AUGGUUCAACCUGAUGCAACCACCAAUGCUACUACCAGUUUUCAAGGUUGGCUCAUGAAACAAAAACAUGGUUUUUGUCGGACAUGGCUCAAACGAUAUUUUGUUUUACAAGGAAGAGAAUUAUCUUAUUAUCGAAAUGAGACUGACAAGUCACCUCAAAAUGUACUCGAUUUGGAUCAUUAUACUAUUUCAUUUAAAAAACAAUCACGUCGAAAUCGAAUAUUUGUCUUGGUAGCGGAUGAACACCAUAUGCAACCGGAUUAUUAUUUACAAGCAGAAUCAAGAGAUGAAUUGGAACUGUGGGUCAGUCAUUUACAACAACAUAUGUCCACAAGUAGCGUUUUGGAUAAAUGGUUAGAAAGAUUGGAUAUGUCGUCUUCAUCUCAGCAUAAAACUGGAUCGUGUACUUCACUUCAUGUACCUUCUGGUCAUCAUCAAUAUCAUCAACAACAUUCACAACAACAACAAUCUUCUAUACGAUCACAUCGCUCAGUUGAAUCCAUCCAUACCUUUUAUUCUCUGCCAAGUGAAUCACAUCGUGUCUCGUUCACCAAUGAUCGACGGCCUUCUUCUCAAUCAACACAUAGCAACAGUAGUAUCAUUAGUAGUCUCAGUCAUGCCAGUAACAGUACAGCCAAUACGACUCCUAUUACUCCUUAUCGAACCAUGACUCCAUCAAUAACUACUUCUGCCACCACUUGUUCUUCAUCCUCUGUGUCUUCGUUAUCUUCAUCAUCAACAUCUAUCAAUGGAAGCAAAUUUUUCUCAUCGCGACUAUUUUCAAGAAAACAAUUUCAUCCGUCAUCCCCAUUGGAUUCAACCCCUACUACGGGAGCCACCAAUAUGAUGUCUCCUUCAACUCCAUCACUUGUCAUAGCCGCCACCACCACCACCACCACCACUGCCUUCUCCUCAACCGAUACCUUGGAUGAUCAGCAACAUGAUCAAGAAGUUCAAGAUUGCCACCAUCAACAAGAACAAAUAUCAUCAUUGGAAUGUCAACAAAAUAAAGAUACAUCAGUGGAUCUUCGUUUAUUCUCUUCAUGUCCCAGUCCUUUAUUGGUUACUCCUAUUAUCCAUCCAAGUGAAUACAACCACGAUGAUGAUCCUCAAGAACGACUGAAACUUCGCCAACAACAGCAACAAGAUGUACCUUUGCCUCGUGGUCACUCCUGUUCGAAUCUUCAACAUCCUUUGGGUCAACCUACCCUUUCUACCUCUUGA
Molecule: messenger RNA, 1224 nt
Organism: Halteromyces radiatus
Lineage: Eukaryota; Fungi; Mucoromycota; Mucoromycetes; Mucorales; Cunninghamellaceae
Exons: 2
Coding region: 1-1224 (407 amino acids)
Source: RefSeq, a predicted model, not a curated record